CUGUUUGACAGGCACUCUGGACACAGAGAGACAAGUCGCCUCACCGUGACACGCUGGCUGCAUCAUACCGACUUUGACCUAACAGCAGAUUACGGGGUACGGAAAUGAUCGUCUCCUGCGUACCGUCAUCAACAUAAUUGAGUUUGCUUCAAGGACCAUAUGCUAUUCUGCCUUAUUCUGUCCUUGUAAAUAAGCUUGUGGCAGCAUCCACAGAAUGCUGUAUUGAACUAGACAGAGAUUGGUUUGUAACGGGAUUGAGAAUCGCAGUGACAGAGGACAGACGCACGGACGUUAUGGUGAAUACAUAAAUUAGAAACCCUAUCGCAACAUUUAGACUACCACUGGAUCUAUACUCUUCAUUUUGUGAGGAGCCAAGAUUGUGAAUGAGAGCUGUAUCAGACCGAUUCUUAUUUCAGAGUUGCGUCUUUCCAUUAGGUUCAGACAAAUAUUUCCGUAUAUGCGGUAACGGAUUGUAUUCGACUCUCCCUUGGAUUACUCUCUUAUGACUCCUAUUUGAGUGGGCUCUGACAUAAAUAUGGCGAGCCUCGACCUCCUUCACAGACCGUCACGGUGAAUGGAUGGACACACAAAGGCACAAGGAUCUCAGUUCAGAGAGUGAAUUAAAGCCUCUUCCAUCUGCACAGUGGGGGAAAGGGCCUCUGUGGAGCCGGGAAGGCACAAGCCAGAGGUCGAUAGCGAGAGAGAAGUAAUGCUGCUUCGGUGAUUGUCUUUCAGUCUGAGCCACUCACCUUUCCUGCCAUGGCGCUACGGUCAGCUCUCUGUCCUCCUGAUGCUCUCUCAGUGGGAACGUAGAGAGACACACACUGGAGACACACUCUCCAGCUCCACACACACCCACACACCUCCACGAGGAGUGUGGUCAGACCACAUGCAGAGAUCUCAUACACACACACACUCAGGAGCACAACACACCUUUGUUGUAUGUUUUUGCCUGAUAGGUCAUUAUUUGUCCCUUCCCAGAAUUGGAUUAAGAUUUUAUAUUGUGACACUCUCUGCUGUUUGAUUGGACCUCUCAGAAGCUUUAGGGUUGUUGUCCUGCUGCUUUAUGGUUCUGUCUCUCUGGGACGUUGUGACUGAGCGGCAGGUAGAGCCAGCAUGGCUAGGCCUUUGCUGAAGAUUCAGCGCUACUUCCGGAGGAAACCUGUGCGCUUCUUCUCCUUCAUCCUCCUCUACCUGACAGCCGGGAGCCUCGUGUUCCUGCACUCUGGCUUCGUAGGGGACAACUCCACAGGGGCCAAUGGGGGCCGGGACCCCCUGGUGGCGUCUGAGAUGGGGAACAGGGUGGCCUCCUCAGAUGGCCGGCGGGUAGGGAUGAUGGGAAGGGUGUUCAAGGAGAACCGCAGACCCACCCCGAGGAGGUACGGCCCUCCAUGGAUGAAAGGAGCUGCUGGGAAGGACAGCCAUGAUUGGAGGGCCCGGGGAGGGGACUACACAAGCAGCUGGAACCGCGCCCUCAAAGGACGCAACGCCAAAGAUCUGGACGACGGACGGGCGAAUUACAUCGGCUGCUAUAUAGACAACACGGUGAAAAGAGCACUCAGGGGAGUGUCCUUUUUUGACUACAAGAAAAUGACGGUCUUCCGUUGCCAGGACAACUGUGCUGAAAGGGGAUACCUGUAUUCAGGCCUAGAGUUUGGGGCGGAGUGCUACUGUGGCCACAAGAUCCAGGCCCCCAAUGCAUCUGAGAGUGAAUGCAACAUGGAGUGUAAGGGCGAGAAGGGCAACCUGUGUGGAGGGGCCAACCGCCUGUCAAUCUACAGACUGGAGCUGAGCCAGGAGUCAACGCGCCGUUAUGGGAGUGCCAUCUUUAAGGGGUGCUUCCACAGACCUGACAACGUCACCCUCGCCCUGCCCAUCAGCGCUGUCAUCCAGAACAUGUCAGUGGAGAAGUGUGUGGACUUUUGCACAGAGAAGGAGCUGUCUCUAGCGGUUCUAGCUGGAGACAGGUGUCUCUGUGGGUUCCCCACCCCCCACUUCUCCCUCCAUGAGAUGGAGGAUGAGGAAAUGUGCCUGCACCGCUGCCAUGGUGAAGAGUUUGAGAGCUGUGGGAAUGACAAGUACUUUGUGGUGUACCAGACACAGGUCCAAGAUAACCGUUGUAUGGACCGGCACUUCCUGCCCACGCGCUCCAAGCAGCUGAUGGCCCUUGCCAGCUUCCCCGGGGCUGGCAACACCUGGGCCCGCCACCUCAUAGAGCUGGCCACUGGCUUCUACACAGGCAGCUACUACUUUGAUGGCUCCCUCUACAACAAAGGCUUCAAAGGUGAGCGAGACCAUUGGCGGAGUGGUAGGAACGUCUGCAUUAAAACACAUGAGAGCGGCAAGAAAGAGAUUGAAGCCUUUGACGCCAGCAUCGUCAUGAUCCGCAACCCUUAUAAAGCGCUCAUGGCUGAGUUCAACCGCAAGUACGGCGGCCAUAUUGGAUUUGCCUCACAGGCCCACUGGAGAGGGAAAGAGUGGCCUGAGUUUGUGAAGAACUAUGCUCCUUGGUGGGCAUCCCACACACUGGACUGGCUGCGUUAUGGGAGAAACGUCCACGUGGUCCACUUUGAAGAGCUGAAGAGGGAGCUGUUCUCCAAGCUCAAGGACAUGGUCCUGUUUCUGGGCCUGGAGGUGGCCGAGGACCGCCUGCUCUGUGUAGAGGGACAGAAGGAUGGCAACUUCAAGCGCUCUGGCCUGCGUAAGCUGGAGUACGACCCGUACACACCCGAGAUGCGUGCUAGCAUUGACGAACUGGUCAUGACUGUAGACGCUGCCCUUAAGAAGAGGAACAUGGCCGGGGUGCCCAAGGAGUACCGACCAACUUCGAGAUGAUAUGAUCUCCUUUCCUUUCCCUCUCUCUCUCUCUUUCUCACUCUGUUAUUAUAUCUCUUCCCUUUGCACAUAUUGUUCUGGCAUCAAUGGCAUCCAUGUCCAAAAAUUCACAUGAACUGAAAAUCUGUGAGGAAAUACAUUUGUAUUUAAAGUACUUCCCUAUUCCCCUCCACCUCUUUAUUUGUCUCCUUAUUUCUCACAUCCUUUUUUCUUUAUUAGUUUAACUGGCUGAUUAUGACAACAGCAUCAUGAUGUAUACUGCUUUAGAACUGACAUUUAGCUACUUGGCUGAUGAACAUGGAUUCAUUGGGGAACUCAAAUAAGGACCAAUGAGAAGCACUUCCCCCUCUAUGCACAUGUAUGUGUUGUGCACUAUGACUUAACAUUAAGGUACAGUAGCUGUGUUGGAAGCACAUCCAAGUACAUAAUGGUUGGAUUACUGUUAGCUGACCAAAAGGAGCAAAUUCCUGUUAAUCUGAAAGUGAUGAUUAAAAAGAACUGUAAGAAGUCUAUGUGUAUGCAUAAUGUAUGUUAUUGAAUAGGAUCUGCUGCUAUCACAGAUUAGAAUAACAAAUACUCUUUUAUGAAAUGGUUUAAAAAUGGUCACAAAACCUUUUAAUGGUCUGUCAUUUUCCGACUAAAUGUUUUGUUUUGUUAGAGCUGAAAUAUACUAUAUGUAUACUUCCGUUUGCUGAAGACUGUAUAUUUGAAAGCUACUGGACUUAAAAUGAGGAUGUGGUCCAAACCAGUGCCUUAGAUGGCUGCAACACUCAGGAUCCGAUCCGUGACUUGGUUGGAGAAUGCAACCAACCAAGUUUGCGAAAGCAAACAAGGCCUAGAUUGAAUCAGAUAAAGAAUUAACUGGUGAUAGCAGACACCCAAAUAGAGGAUGAUUUGGCAAGUCAGAGGUGGAACUGCAUUGGAGCCUUCAAAUCGGUGAGCAGCUGCUCUUGCGAUCAUUGUCAUGAAGCAACACCCACCCCACUCAAGUUAGAAGUUCAGAAGGAGAAAGUGUAGGCUAUAUAAGAAAUAAUUACGUUCAAAUGUAAAAAAUCUUUAAAUAAAAUAAUGAGGGUUUCUAUCAUCCUAAUGAAGGUGUAGAUUACAUCUCACAUUCCAGUGUUCUAAUUUUUUGAACAAUGCUGCAUAGGGUUUCUGAUAAUGCGACUCAGUGCUAUCCAAUGGCAAUGUCUGUGUUAGGUAUAAUGCCAGGUGCCACUUGUGGCUGAGUGGAUUUGACAGCUCUAACCGCUAUCGGAUAUUGGCUAAAGCGGAUCUGAUUGAAUAGAGCCAAGUCCACCUAGAAUAGGCAGUGAAUGGGACUGAACACUCGUCUCUCCAUCCAUCCCUGUGGACACACCAUGAGGACAGGUCUCCCCACUCUUCUCCUCAUUCUUCAGCAGUAUUCCUAUGAGGAGAGCCUGAGGUGAUACAACUCGAUCAUACAGCAUCUCUAGUUUUCUGGAGCAUUGGCCUCACAUAAAACUGUGCUGUAUCAGUCCUACUGAUGUAUUAUACAGAAGUGCUUUUGGUUACUGACAACAGCUCUGGAACGCUGAAUAUUAAACCCUCUAUAGUUUGUUUUGACCAACAGGCUCAAUGGAACAUUCCUGCCUCUUGUCAAGACAGACCUUUCAAUAACUAGCCUCGAUUCUACUGAUCAACUCAUCGACUGCUUGUUCAUCCAUCUCGUCAGAGGUGGUCAGCUAACCACACUGUGCACAAUUAAUUUAUUGUGGAUUCAUUGAACGUUAUUUUCUGUAAACAGCUAUAUUUCAUAUCUACCACUUCGGCUAAAUGACUCUGCAGAACCAGUAGUUUUUUCUCAAAAUGGUGGCCUUAUUGCUUAAUAAACUGGUCAGUUAAUGCAUCACCAGA
This is a messenger RNA of Oncorhynchus gorbuscha (pink salmon), 4713 nucleotides long. It is a transcript of the gene wscd2, whose product is annotated as WSC domain containing 2. The transcript is spliced from 10 exons. The record is from RefSeq and is a predicted model, not a curated record. Gene Ontology annotation, molecular function: sulfotransferase activity. Lineage: Eukaryota; Metazoa; Chordata; Actinopteri; Salmoniformes; Salmonidae. Bases 1117 to 2835 code for a protein of 572 amino acids.